This is a messenger RNA of Paralichthys olivaceus (Japanese flounder), 2995 nucleotides long. RefSeq names its product GATA binding protein 3 (gene gata3). Gene Ontology annotation, biological process: immune system development; regulation of epithelial cell differentiation; positive regulation of transcription by RNA polymerase II. Lineage: Eukaryota; Metazoa; Chordata; Actinopteri; Pleuronectiformes; Paralichthyidae. The record is from RefSeq and is a predicted model, not a curated record. Gene Ontology annotation, molecular function: zinc ion binding; DNA-binding transcription factor activity, RNA polymerase II-specific; RNA polymerase II cis-regulatory region sequence-specific DNA binding. Gene Ontology annotation, cellular component: nucleus.
CAAGGGUGAGAGAGUCAGAGCCACACGGAGCCAGAGAGAGAGAGAGAGUGGAGUUAAUGGAGAGAGCUACAACUGCGCACAAACACAGAUUUGAUCAGUGAGUUUAACUUGCUGGUGCUGGUCAGUGCGCAGCGAUCGAGCCGUGCGCCCUCGACUCAAACCUCCACUACUUGUUGAGCCGGGCUCACUCACUGACGAGGAAGAAGUUCAGGAACUGUGCGUCAGGCUGCUGGAUUCCAUUUUGGACGUAUUUAUAUGACAACACCUUUGUUGCAUUUGUAAUGUGGGGUGAACAGAAGCGAGCGCGGAACCUGUGGAUUUAACGAGAAUAAAAACGGAUUUGGGACAGACUCUUUCUUCUCUUGUGACGUGCACCGGUUUGCUUCGGCGUGCAUGAACAUUUUCUGAAGAAAAACCAAACAGAACAGAACAAAACAAAAAGCAAAGCGAUGGAAGUAAGUGCAGAUCAGCCUCGCUGGAUGAGCCAUCACCCAGCGGUGUUGAACGAGCAGCAUCCCGGCUCACAUCACCCGGGCCUCGGCCACUCAUACAUGGACCCUUCGCAGUAUCAACUCGCUGACGAUGUGGAUGUACUGUUUAAUAUCGAUGGACAGGGGAACCACGUCUCUCCAUACUAUGGAAACUCUGUCCGAGCCGUCCAGAGGUACCCUCCUCCUCCCCACAGUAGCCAGGUGUGCCGUCCCUCGUUACUGCACGGCUCUCUGCCCUGGCUGGAGGGGAGCAAAGGCAUCGCCCCGCACCACAGCACUUCUCCCUGGAACCUGAGCCCCUUCCCCAAGAACCCCCUGCACCACGGAUCCCCGGCCAGCCUGUCCGUCUACCCCCCGGCCUCCUCCUCCUCCCUGUCCACCGGCCACUCCAGUCCGCACCUCUUCACGUUUCCCCCGACCCCACCGAAAGACGUGUCCCCGGACCCGGGCAUAUCCACCCCGGGCAGCAGCUCCGGGCGGCAGGAGGACAAAGAGUGCAUAAAGUACCAGGUGACCCUGGCCGAGAGUAUGAAACUGGAGUCAGCCCACAGCCGGAGCGUGGCAUCAAUCGGAGCAGGGUCAGCCUCUGCCCACCAUCACCCCAUCGCCACAUACCCACAAUAUGUCCCCGAAUACGGCCCAGGCCUCUUCCCACCAAGUAGCCUGAUAGAGGGCAGAGAGUGUGUGAACUGCGGGGCCACGUCGACCCCCCUGUGGAGGCGGGACGGUACGGGUCACUAUCUGUGUAACGCCUGCGGACUCUAUCACAAGAUGAACGGGCAGAAUCGCCCUCUCAUCAAGCCCAAGCGGCGGCUGUCUGCAGCCAGGCGGGCAGGGACGUCAUGUGCAAACUGUCAAACGACAACGACGACGCUGUGGCGGAGAAACGCCAACGGGGACCCGGUGUGCAACGCCUGCGGCCUCUACUUCAAACUGCACAAUAUCAACCGACCUCUGACCAUGAAGAAGGAAGGCAUCCAGACCAGGAACAGGAAGAUGUCCAGCAAGUCCAAGAAGAGCAAAAAGUCCCAAGACACCAUGGACGACUUCUCCAAGAGCCUGAUGGACAAGAGUAGCUCCUUCAGCCCGGCCGCCCUCUCCCGCCACAUGUCGUCCUUCCCGCCCUUCUCGCACUCCGGCCACAUGCUGAGCACCCCCACACCCAUGCACCCUUCCUCCGGCCUCCCAUUCGCCCCCCACCACCCCUCCAGUAUGGUCACAGCCAUGGGUUAGACGGACCGGCGCUUCACUUCGCCGCCCCCGAACCCUCGGCCUCGCCACCCCCCCCACCCCCCGACCCCUCGGUACCUCUGCUGACCUGCUUCCACAUCCUCAAAGACAAACGAACUGCUCCACCUAAGCUCCCCUGUCUCACCGCCGAGCGAGAGCGACAGGCUUUAGGCUCCUUUGCCCUCAGUUGUAUCUUAUUUUUAUAAAAAUCAAAGCGAUGUGAAUUCUUUGCAGACUUGACUUGACUGUGGCGCACCGACCUCCAGGGGGAAGAUUUUUUUUUUUUUCCACCAACCAGGGGGAGAAAGAACAAUCUCUCCCCGAGUUGCCGCCGCUGCCGCCGCCGCCACCACACCGAGGCUUUCCUCCCAGCUGAUCCACUCGAUGAGGAGCUCCAUUUGUGUACAAAAAGCCAUUUUUCCACACUCAGACGUCACAGAAACUGACAUUACAAGGACUUUUUCGACGCCCUCUUCCCUUAAUUUCCAAACCCGCCUCUCCUCACCUUGCACCUGUGUAACAGGAAUCCCCGCUCCCCUUCCUCUUCUUCUUCCUCUGCUGAAGACGAGGAGAGACAGACAUUGAAUAUAUUUGUACAAAUUGUAUGAAAUACAGUACAUUUAAUGAAGACUUUUUAAUUAAGUAAGAAAAAAAGGAAAUUUGCCUGUGGGCAGCUAACGACGAGAAGGGUACGAGUCACAGCAGGUGGAGAGACUUUGCCGCCGGAGGAGAGAGGAGAGGAGAGGACGCCUCUGAGUCCUGGAGGAGAACAGGAGGAGGAGGUUAGAAGACGAGCGGGAGAGACUUCAGAGAAAGGGCAGGCCUCGGUUUUUGCCUGCGUGAAUUGUGUUGCAUUAAGUUUGCAGAGAGUCAGCAGCUCUGGCUGCAGGCGUCUCUCUCUUUUUUUUUUUUUUUGGAUGUGCUAUAGGUCUCGGGCAAUUGGUUUGUGUUGAUGCGUGCACAUACACACACACACAGACACACACACACAUGCACACACACACAUACACACACACUUGAUCACCUGAAAGACUUUCUUCCUGCCCACAGAUUAUAUGCAUUGUGAAAAAAGUUCCUGUAUUUGUUAUUUGUAUGUAUAAAUCAGAGUACCAAAAAUACGAAAGAAACAAAGAUGUAGAAUUAUUUCCUUAUGUUAUGCAGACUGAAUGGUUGUAAAAAUUUAAUAAUAAUCACUAGUGUAAAAUAUGACUGCUUUUUGUUUCGUAUUUUUUUUCCCUCUUUGAAAAUAAUAAACUAGUUUAAUCUCUGUUGAC